AUGCCCACGCCCCCCUCCUUCGGGGCCUCGGCCGACUCACCACCACGGCGACCGCUGCUGCUCCCGUGCCAAACGGCAGCGAGGGAGAUGCGUCGCUUCAACACGUCGUCGUCGUCGUCGUUGUCCAGCAGCUCUCCCAAGACCGCUUCCGCCGCCGCCGCCGCCGCCGCAUCGCAGCCGCCUCCUCUGCCUCCUCCGUCCCAGGCCAACAGCCGCCAUCGACCUGCCAUUUCCAUCCGCCGCCCCUUUCCCGCGCCCCGUCCAGACACCACAACCACCACCACCACCACCACCACCGCCCGACGGCCGCCCCCGAGACCCCCCUUUGCCGCCGCCCACCACCAAACCUUCCAAUCCAAGACGGGGCCAAGACCGCCGGCCAAGACACCGUCGUCACCCUCUUCGUCUUCGAAUCGUCGCCCGCCGCUGCGUCUCAAGGAUCGCAACCAACAGCAAAAUGCUCCCCUUCUGACGUCCUCCACCCUCGCCAGCGCCGCCAAAAUGCCCGUCGGCGACAGACCCCGACAGCCCCAGCUCAGCGCUGCCGCCGCCCGAUCCGCCAAACGCGGCCCUCUGACCCCCAAGAUUGCCGCAAAGGGCCCUCCCUCGACCGCUUCCAUCCCGCCGCCUAGGAGGCCGCAGACCAUCCACCACCCGCGCGACGACGCUCCGACCCCCGUCUCCGGCCACGUCACUCGCCCCGGUGCCCGCCAGGGCCGCGUCGACAGCCUCAGCUCCGCGCCUAUCGGUCCCGCGAACCACUACCACCCCGAACGACUGGCGUACGACGCUUGGGACAAUGCCGGCGCCAUGUCGGGCGUCGGGGGGACGCCUGGCUCGGCCAGCGGCGUCUCCAGGCAGGCGGGGGACUCGCCCGGCGAGCAGCAGAGCGACGGCCACAAGUUCUUCUACGCAAGCGACGCAAGGGCCAUUCAGAGGCCCCUUUCCGUCCCUCAGAAGCCCGUGGCCUUCUUCUACGCAAACGGCGCCUCCGCCGAGGCCAAGCGAACCACGAGCCCGCCCUUGAACCAACCCUUUACCCCUGUCCUCCCCCCGACCCAGGAGCCCGUGGCCACCAAGUUCUUUUACGCCAACGGCACCCCCGACCCCCCCCCCUCAAAACACGCCCUGGCCACAUCGGCGUCGGCGUCGGCCCUUUCGACGAGCUCAAGACUACCUCUUACGACAUGCCCACCGACGAGCCAGCCUCUGAGCGCCAACCCCCUACUACCCACGUCUCCCAAACAACCGCUUUCGUUACAAUCGUCACCCGCACUCGCACCGGUCCCGCAUUCAUCUGGCAAGAGGAGGCCAGCGAUGACCAUGGCUUCUCUCAUCCAAGCCGCCGAGGAGUGGAAAGAGCGAGACACGGAAAGGGACGGAGACGCCCAGCCCGAGCUCUCGCAAAGUCCCACGAAGUCGUCGCACGCGGGGGAGCUCGUCAGCGAGCUCGUUGCCAACGCGCGACGAGAGCGCAAGGUCCAGGACCUCGAGAUUACCAACGCCUCCCUCGAGGCCAUCAACAGGACCCUCGAGAGGCAGCUGCGCAAGCAGACCAUUGAGUUGCGCAGAUACCGCCGUAUGUCCAGGGCAGGGCACAUCUCGCUCGCCUCUGCGGCGUCGAGCCGAGUGCCGUCGGCGGCCCUCCCGGACGUUGCAAUAGAUCUCUCGGGCGUGGACGAGGGGGAGGAAGCGACGGAAGACGAACAAGACGAGUACCCGGACUCGUUCGACGAAUCCGAUUUUUCCAGCAACGAGUCGCUGUCGGCCGACGCCUCGUCGUCGCCAAACGACAAGCUCGCGGCGCGGCGCAAGCGCGACGAGCGGCGCCUCCAGCUCGACCUGACCAAGCACCAGGAGCUGCUCGUCGACAGCCAAAAGAUGAACCAAAGCCUCAAGCGGUGCCUCGACUGGACCGAGGUGCUCAUCAAGGAGGGCCAGAAGGCGCUCGCGUACCAAGUGCGCGUGUCCGACGUGGAGUUUGGCGGGCGCGUCCUAGCGCCGCUCGACGAGGACGAUGAGGCCGAUAUGGACGACGACGACGGGCCCAGCCUGGGGCCCCCGCGGACCAAGGGAUCGCAAGACCGAGAUAGUGGCGUCGAGCUUCCCGGGGACGGCGGCUAG
Molecule: messenger RNA, 2124 nt
Organism: Hirsutella rhossiliensis
Lineage: Eukaryota; Fungi; Ascomycota; Sordariomycetes; Hypocreales; Ophiocordycipitaceae
Exons: 3
Coding region: 1-2124 (707 amino acids)
Source: RefSeq, a predicted model, not a curated record